ACACACACACGCACGCACACACAAGGCGGAGGUGAGCAGUGCGCAGCUCAGCAGCCUGCCUGCCUGCCGCGUGCCAUGACUGCCUUUCACUAUGCACUUUUGCUCUUUGCAGCGGCUUCUGCGUCGGCUCUCCCAUCCCAGCGACCUAAAAGAGGUUUGCUGGAGCUGGCGGGAAUCAUCACUUGCAGUACGGGGAGAUCACCUUUGGCUUACGUCUCGUACGGGUGCUACUGCGGACUCGGGGGCAACGGCUGGCCGCGGGACCAAGCCGACUGGUGCUGCCACAAGCAUGACUGCUGCUACGGCAGGGCCGAGAGUCAAGGCUGCAGUACCAAAACCGACCGCUACGAUUGGACAUGUGACGACAAGACAGCUGAUUGUGAUGAUUUGACGGAGGAGUGUGAGAAGAUUUUGUGUAAGUGUGACCGAGACGCUGCCAAGUGCCUGAGAAAGGCACCCUACAACAAGAAAUACACCCUGUGGCCAAAUUGGUGGUGUGGCAACCACAAUCCGAUGUGUUCCAUUUAUUGAUUCAAAUCAAAAUUUAUAACGAUGGAAGUAAAUGUGAUAUAUAAUCAAUGGCCACUAAUUGACAUAAACAGUGGUAAUAGUAAAAUUGGUCUUUUGGCUAUUUGAGAACAGUGAGCAACUCUGGAGUUUCUAUUUAAUUUUUUUAAAAGUCUAUUACAUCACAGGGUGGUGUUUUUUUUUUACUGAAUCAUGCACCAAGCCUUAACUUUAAUGUUUGUGAAGGAUGGUGAAUGGAAAAUUAGCUUCUUUGGUGUUCAUUGGCCAUCCUGUUUGUUUUUUCUUUUGGAAAUUAAAAACAAGAAAACUACGUCAAGUUACCACAAAGUUGUAGUCGAGUCUAUGAGAACACUUGUAAAUAUAAAACAAAAGGAAAACAUA
This is a messenger RNA of Syngnathus typhle (broad-nosed pipefish), 909 nucleotides long. RefSeq names its product phospholipase A2 group X (gene pla2g10). The transcript is spliced from 4 exons. Gene Ontology annotation, biological process: lipid catabolic process; phospholipid metabolic process; arachidonate secretion. Lineage: Eukaryota; Metazoa; Chordata; Actinopteri; Syngnathiformes; Syngnathidae. The coding region runs from base 76 to 531 and encodes 151 amino acids. The record is from RefSeq and is a predicted model, not a curated record. Gene Ontology annotation, molecular function: phospholipid binding; calcium ion binding.